UGGUCCUUUUCCGUUGAUCGCGCUCGCAGCUUAAGCUGUGUAGAAUGUGUAGACAAAAAUAGUACUUAUAACCCCAGAUUUUAAAAUUUUCAAAAGCUCGUUACUUUAUACUUGGAUUAAAAGCCAUUCUCAUUUCCGCAGUCACUGUUUAUCGCUUCUCUUUUACUUUGUUGAUGACAAUUUUCAUAUAAUGACUUCUUUCCCAUUUUGAGACUUCCUCGCAUCCAGUUAGAUCUUUCCCAUUUCAGUUUAGUUUGCUUUGUUCAAGAGCAUUUAUUAGAGAGAGAGAAAUGGCGGUAGCUGCAGCUCGGUUUGGUCGCCAAGCGAAACGCCCGUAUUGGGGUUUCUGUAUAAAGAUGACAGCGGUGGCCGUUAUGGGUCUCUGCUUUAUAUUUGUGUGGACUAUGUUUACGUCUCCUUCGAAUUCAGUGAGUACAAGAAUAGAGAGCUUUGACAAUAUAGAGCAGCCUCCUGGAUCAAGGAGCAAAAGGGUGAGCAGUUCUGGGGCACAAUCUGAGAGGAAGGUAGAGGACGAGAAGAAGGUAAAUGGGUCUGUUGCUUUGGGUGGUCAUGAGGUUAAAUCUGAGGAGAGGGAGAAGAAGGAAGUGGCGAAUACGAAAAAGGAGAGAGUUAAGAAGAAGUUACCAGAGAAGGUGUCGAAAGAGAAACAAUUGAGUAAGGAAGAUGGAGAUGGAGAUGAAGAUGAAGAGCCAGAAGUGGUGGAUGGAAAGGAAGAAGGUUUGGAUGGUGAAGAUGAAGGUGAAGGUGAAGGUGAAGGAAAUGGGAAUGCAGAAGGAGAGGGUGAUUUGAUUGAAGGGGUGGAUCAGCAAUUUGAGGACAAGUUGGAAGAUGAUGGCGGUGAAUCGGAGAAGAGGGGAAACAAGAGAAAUAAGAUUAAGGGUCCGGUGUUUGAUCCGAAAGCACAUUAUCAUUGGAAAUCAUGUAGCACAAGGAGCAAGCAUAAUUACAUUCCUUGUAUUGAUAUAGAAGUUGGCUCUGGAAGGCUGCAGCAAUAUAGGCACACAGAGAGGAGUUGUCCACGAUCACCGCCAAUGUGUCUUGUGCCUCUUCCCCCAGAUGGGUAUGACCCUCCAGUCCAUUGGUCCGAGAGUAAAGAGAAGAUAUUGUAUAAGAAUGUGGAGCAUCCAAAGCUUGCUGCAUUCGUCAAGGAACAUACUUGGGUGAUGGAGUCUGGAGAAUACCUUACUUUUCCUCAAAACCAGUCUGAGAUUAAGGGUGGGGUUCUUCACUAUCUUGAUUCCAUUGAAGAGAUGGUACCAGAUCUCGAAUGGGGAAAGAAUAUCCGUGUAGUGCUGGAUAUCGGAUGUACAGAUUCCGCUUUUGGGGCUUCUCUCCUUGAUAAGGAUGUAUUAACAUUAUCGUUGGGGUUGAAAGAUGACCUAGUUGACCUAGCUCAAGUUUCCCUCGAGCGUGGUUUUCCUACUGUAGUUAGCCCAUUCGGAAACAGAAGGCUAGCUUUCCCUAGUGGUGUUUUUGAUGUUAUUCACUGCGGCGGGUGCACUGUACCUUGGCAUUCAAAUGGGGGUAAGCAUCUUCUAGAGAUGAAUAGGAUUUUAAGGCCCGGGGGAUACUUUAUCUUGUCAACUAAACAUGACAGCUUUGAAGCUGAAGAAGCCGUGAAUACAUUGAUGGUAUCUAUCUGCUGGAAUAUUUUGGCUCAUAAAACUGAUGAAGUCAGUGAUGUGGGCGUCAAAAUAUAUAAGAAGCCGGACUCAAAUGAUUUAUAUACGAUGAGGAGGAAGAAACAUUGGAUACCUUUAUGCAAGGGAAAUGAUAACCCAGAUGCAGCCUGGUAUGUCCCGGUGAAGACUUGUUUGCACACCAUUCCAUCUGGUAUUGAAGAGCGUGGAUCAGAGUGGCCGGAGGAAUGGCCCAACAGGCUCGAAAGAUAUCCGGACUGGUUGAAUGAUAAAGAUAAGUUGAUUGCAGACACCAAGCAUUGGAAAGAUAUUGUUGACAAAUCCUAUCUUAUUGGACUUGGUAUUGACUGGUCAAGCAUUCGAAAUGUAAUGGACAUGAAAGCCAUCUAUGGAGGAUUUGCUGCAGCCCUCUUGCAACAAAAGGUUUGGGUGAUGAAUGUGGUCCCUGUCCAUGCACCUGAUACGCUUCCUUUCAUUUUUGAGCGUGGGCUUGUUGGAACCUACCACGACUGGUGUGAGUCUUUCGGUACUUAUCCAAGAUCAUAUGAUCUUUUGCAUGCUGAUCAUCUGUUUUCACGGCUCAAGAACAGGUGUAAGCAGCCUGCAUCAAUUGUUGUUGAGAUGGAUCGUAUUUUACGGCCAGGAGGUUGGGCCAUCAUACGUGACAAAGUUGAGAUUCUAGAUCCGUUGGAGGGAAUACUCAAGAGUUUGCAUUGGGAUAUAAGAAUGACUUAUGCUCAACAAAAAGAGGGUAUUCUCUGUGCACAGAAAACUACAUGGCGCCCUUGAGAUCUUAAUGCAGCACUGCAUCAGGGAUGGAGCCAGGCUUCAAUUGGGAUGACCGUAUGAGGGAUGGACUCACGUAAUGUGACUUGCUGUUGGAUUUUAUUGUGAAGCCUGGGCUGAUGCCUGAUUUUUCGAGCAAAAUACAUGAACCAAUAUCAUUUUUGUAACAGAAACUUUGGAUGUACCCCUCUUAGAUCUAAAGGACGCAUUAGAUCUAAGGGAUGAGGCUGAUGUUGUGAAUGAGUUCGUUACCGGUAUAGGCAUUAUAUACUUUUUUGUAUCCGUGUUCGUUCCACUUUAUUUGUUGUAUAGAUUGUUCUAAUCUAAUGAUUGAAUUUUUCAUUU
Rosa chinensis is the source of this 2792-nucleotide messenger RNA. Its product is annotated as probable methyltransferase PMT28. Gene Ontology annotation, molecular function: methyltransferase activity. Gene Ontology annotation, cellular component: endosome; cytoplasm; trans-Golgi network. Lineage: Eukaryota; Viridiplantae; Streptophyta; Magnoliopsida; Rosales; Rosaceae. The record is from RefSeq and is a predicted model, not a curated record. The transcript has 10 exons. The coding region runs from base 291 to 2450 and encodes 719 amino acids.